GUGUGUGUGUGUGUGUGUGUGUGUGUGUGUGUGUGUGUGUGUGUGUGUGUGUGUGUGUGUGUGUGUGUGUGUGUCCUGCCCUGGUCAGGUAUUUCACCCCUCCUGCUCCAGAGAUGGUGGUGUGUGCCAGCUACCAGCCACUACACCUCCUGGAGAAGAAGACCUCUGUACUGGGACAGAUGGCGGAUUCGUCGGAGCGGCUGAGGCACUACGGUCUGUCUCGCCUCUACAGCCAUCCAGUCCUGGUGACCCGUACCCGCGCCUGCCCUCUGGUGGUGCCCCCUAAACCACCCGCCGUGCCCCGCUGGAAACUCAUCCGACCCCGCAAGGAGACCACAAUUACAGACGAGCCCCGGGAGCCUGCGGUGGUGAAAUCAGAGCAGUUCAUCGAGAUAUCCAGCCCCUUCCUCAACUACAGGCUGUUGACCAUGCCUGCUGACAUGGAGGCCCAUCAGAGCAGUCACAGGAAGCGUGCAUGCAGCUCCACGCUGGCGUCCUUCGCCGAGACAGAGGAGAGCGAGAGCCGAGGGCCCCCGGAGCCCAGUACUGCACAACACAGCAUCAACUCACUGUACGAAGUGGACACAGCUGAGGUUAUAGCAGAUGACAAGAAGAAGGAUGACAAUACAACCACUGAUCAGGACCUGUGUGAGACUGCCCCAGCCACGGAGCGGUCCAAACAGGCUAAGGAGUCCAGCCCGGCGCUGCUGAAGUCUCAGGAUUUGUUUGUUUCUGAGAAGCCGAUGUUACAGGAGUCCUGGGUAGACCUGGAUGACUUCUCCAAGUGCUUCCAGACACUUGUGGUUUUCCACAAGCCAAACACGUAUCCAAACCAUUUCCAGAAAUCCCAUUUCAAGAGCACCAUCUCCUCCAAAGUAUCAUCCGUGGCUCUGAACUGUCCUGUAGGCUCCACCCACUCUGCUGCCACACCUGUACGCCACCCAGGCUCCUCUGCUGCUGCACAUAUUCAGUCUCCAGAUGAGAAGGGCUCUCACUACCUGUUGGUGGACAGCUUGCAGCCUUCCCACAUCCUCAUCAGCUUCUCUGCUUUGGUACACUGGGGAGAGACAGCCGAUGAGAAGAAGGAGAGUCCUGUGGGCAGGUCUGGAGUUCUCAUAGCAGAGCCCUACUCCUGGAAGAGUCUGCUGUGUCAGCUCCCUGUCCUCCACAUCCAGACCACUUCCUGCAAGGCUGCCCUGCUGGUCCUCCCCCCUGGGCGUCAUGUCCUGUGCAUCCACACGAGGGCGCCUCUGGGCUACCACGUCCACCUGUACAGCAUGGCACCCUUCGUUUUCGGAGACGAGGAGACCAUCAUGCCUCACCUUGACAAGGAGAGUGCGCGUUUUUGUGAGCAGGCCCUGUCUAUUCUGAGGCCACUGGGCAGAGUGGUCAGCUCCUUCUCAGAUGAGCUGGAGCUCCCAGCAGCCACCAGGGCUCUUGGGGACGCCCACUGUCCCGCUCAGCUCAGCACUGUCGGAGGGCUCCGAGACCACCAGAGGGUGUUUAAUGAAGCAGUGUAUCACAUGAUCUGCGUUGCUCUGGACAGGAAGCUGUCAGCAGAGGAGCUGUUUGCUGUCCAGGCCCUCAAUGCCCCUCAGUCAUCCACCAAUGGGUAA
Molecule: messenger RNA, 1616 nt
Organism: Oncorhynchus keta (chum salmon)
Lineage: Eukaryota; Metazoa; Chordata; Actinopteri; Salmoniformes; Salmonidae
Product: androglobin-like
Exons: 14
Coding region: 114-1616 (500 amino acids)
Source: RefSeq, a predicted model, not a curated record